UGCUUCACCUGAAAGCAACAAAAUCACUACACACAAACAUAUUUCAUCUGGAAAAAAAAAAUGUCGAUCCGUUUCAGCAAUUUCUUCCCUGCCGAUCGGAAGGAACGCUACUACGUUGAGGAUCGGUCCGGAAGCGAAAAGUGCCCUGAAGAUCGGAAAGAACGCUACCACGGCGAGGAUCGACGCACGUACGACAAACUCUUUGACGAUCGAAAAGAACGCUACUACAUUGAGGAUCGCCAUUCUUACGGACAAUUCCAUGAGAAAGACGUGGUCGCAGCCGAUCCGUUCCGAACUUCCAUAGCCUCAAAUUCCUCGGCCGUUAACGCUCAGAUUGACUGGAAGGAGACGGCUGAUGCACACGUGUUCAGGUUGGAUCUUCCCGGAGUGAAAAAGCACGAAGUGAAACUGGAGAUUGAAGAAAAUGGAGUUCUGUGUAUCAGCACUGAAAUUAGGGCUGAGAGAGAGGAGAGAACCGAUAUUUGGCGUCGUGUGGAACGAAGCAGUGGAAGGUUCUACCGGCGUAUUGUGCUGCCGGAGGGUGCCGAUGUGGAUAAGGUGAGGGCAGAAAUGAAUAACGGAGUACUGACAGUGACUGUGCCUAAAUACCAAUUCAAGAAGCCCAUGGCCAGAGUUGUCCAGAUUUCUGGCCAUUGAAACCCUUCAGAGGUAUAGUCCUACACUGCAGCUGAAAGAGAUGAAGCAUAUUAUAAAAUUAAAUAAUCAGGGUUUUAUUUUACAGUAUGAAAUAAGAAAUAUAUAUAUAUAUAUAUAAUAAAAUGAAUACCACUAUGUUUUGCUUCUUGGAAAAUAAUAAAAUUUUUAUUAUGUUGCUCUUGGCUUACAAAAGAGCGUUUUCAAUAAUAAAAGAAUAUGUGACGCUUAAGAUAUGCUUUGGCCUGUUACAUAGCUUUUGUAAGUUUGAAUAGAAUUUAGUAAAGUAAUUUAAUCAUGCAUUUGUAACCGCCCACAAAUUUAUAAAAGAGGAAAUUUCAAAUCUUU
Benincasa hispida (wax gourd) is the source of this 1002-nucleotide messenger RNA. RefSeq names its product 18.1 kDa class I heat shock protein-like. The record is from RefSeq and is a predicted model, not a curated record. NCBI's taxonomy places the organism in Eukaryota, Viridiplantae, Streptophyta, Magnoliopsida, Cucurbitales, Cucurbitaceae.